AUGACAGGUAAGAAGCAUAGACAGAAGAAGCAUAAUAAGAACAACAUGAAGAAGUCCAGAAGAGAAGAUGAUCAUGUAGAAGAGCCUUCAACCAGAAAUGAUAAUGAUGAUCUAGCACAAAGAAAUGAGUCUGAUCAUCAUUCUCGACAAGAGAAUGAGACUAAACAUUUGUCUGCGACAUCUGAGAGGCUCAAGCUGACAAAGAGGCUCGGGUUGAAACGAAGGAAGCUGAGGCAGAGGUUCAAACAGAGGUUCAAGCUGAAAAAAAUGGUGGAGGAUGAGGUGGAAGAACCCAAGAAAGAGGCUGCAAAAUACACAGAGGAAGAAAAGCAAGAGUGGUACAUGGUUGUCUACGAAACGAAGGAAGCUGACGAGGGAGCCGCCAAGCCUGCUGGAACUGAGGGAGCUCCUGCUGUGGAUAAGACAGAUGGAACUGAAGGAGCUUCUGCUCGUACUGGGAUCAAGCAUAGGCCAAAGCAAAUGGCGGUGAGGAAGCAUGCUCCUAAGUAG
Messenger RNA from Eruca vesicaria subsp. sativa (arugula), 510 nucleotides. The record is from the annotation of a GenBank genome assembly. NCBI's taxonomy places the organism in Eukaryota, Viridiplantae, Streptophyta, Magnoliopsida, Brassicales, Brassicaceae.